CCCUCAACGGUAGGUGGUUGGGUUUUGCUGUCAGCUGGUCCCCGUCUUCUGUCUCUUCGACCCUCCACUACGGCGGUAUAUGCAAACAAGGGUAAACUUUUGAUGCUGUCAUCUCUUGAUUCAGGAAGUAACCUUCAUGUUGGAUCAUAUGGUAGGUUGCUGUGUGCUCGCCCCGAUUCGGACAUCAUUGAAUACUGUACACCACCCACCACCAAUCAGGGACCACCUAUUAUCGACCCAUUAGCAUUUGGGAAAACCUCAACGUCUGGAUUUAAAGCAUGACCAGGCCAUUGCCUGCGAGCAUAGCGCUAAGAAUUCAGAUUUUUUCCACCGCUGUCAUACCUCUGAGUAUAUAACAGGUUAGGAUCUCCACUGAUUCUUGCCUACCAUCGCCCAGUAGAGAUAACUUCCUCCAACCCCUUCGGUUGAAACUUACCCACUACUGACCAACCAUGUACCUCCCUACACUGGGUGCAGUGUCCACACUGCUAGCCAGUCUCGUGACUGCGCAGUCGACAUUCACACCGGCACGCCCCCCAGCUUUGCCGCUGGCUGUGAAGAACCCGUACUUGAGCACAUGGUUCGCAGCUGGCAGCCAACGCGGAAACGGAGGAUAUUUGCCGGGUCAAUGGCCCUCGUUCUGGACGGGACAAAUCCUUGGAUGGGCUGGUCUGAUCCGGGUAGAUGGCGAGACUUUUACCUGGAUGGGAUCACCCUCCAACUUUGAAGCAGCCAGCCAGGUUGCUUAUGAGUACACCAGUACCAAGAGUAUCUUCACUAUUGACGUAGCCGACAAAGUCACCGUAAAGGCGACGUUCCUCUCGCCCGUCACUCCGAAUGACUUCAAGCGUCAAUCUUUGAUCUCCUCGUACUUGUCCGUAUCAGUGUUUUCGAAAGAUGGCCAGAAACACGAUGUGCAGCUGUACACUGACAUCUCUGCCGAGUGGGUUUCGGGAGAUUCAGAAUCCGUGGCGCAAUGGGACUCUGGCGAAGUGGAUGGUAUCGCCUACCACAAGGUCUGGAAGCAGAAUCAACAGCUUUUCCACGAAAUCAAUGAUCGAGCUGAAUGGGGCAACUGGUACUAUGCAACCGAUGCUGCCGGACACACUCGCCAAUCAGGCAGAGAUGAAACUGUUCGCGGUAUUUUCCGGGACAGCGGCGAACUUCAGGGCAGCAAAGAUACUAACUAUCGCCCUAUCAACAACGACUAUCCCGUGUUUGGUUUUGCAGUUGACCUUGGUUCUAUCGGAUCGUCUCCAGUAUCGACACUGUUUACCAUUACCCUCGCUCAGGAAACCGCAAUCCAGUUCCUCGGUGCGGAUGGUCUGAAGAACGUCCCGUCGUUAUGGACCGAUUACUUUGACGAUGAACUGGCUGCGCUUUCGUUCUUCUACAAGGACUAUCCCGAGUCUGACAAACUGUCGACCGAGCUCGACAACAAGGUUGCGACUGAUUCAAAGGCCGCUGCGGGCGACAACUACCUCAUACUGACCUCGUUGGCAGUCCGACAGGCCUUUGGUGCCACACAGCUCGUGGGUACCCAGGACAAGCACUACCUGUUCCUCAAGGAGAUCUCAUCCAACGGAAACAUGCAAACCGUCGACGUCUUCUACCCAGCAUCGCCCAUCUUCUUCUACAUGAACCCAGAACUCGUCAAGCUCCUUCUCGACCCUCACUUCGAGAACCAAGAAAGCGGCCACUACCCCAACAAAUGGGCCAUCCACGACCUAGGCACGCACUACCCCAACGCCACAGGCCACGCCGACGGCAACGACGAGCACAUGCCCGUCGAAGAAUGCGGCAACAACAUCAUCAUGGCCCUCGCCUACGCCCAACGCACAAACAACAACGCCUACCUCACCCAACACUACGACAUCCUCACCCAAUGGGCAGGCUACCUCGUCGACGACGCGCUCCUCCCCGCCGAGCAGCUCUCCACCGACGACUUCGCCGGCCACCUUGCCAACCAAACCAACCUAGCCCUCAAAGGCAUAAUCGGCCUAGCCGCGACCGCCGAAAUCGCCGCCCGCGCAAACAACCCGCAAGACGCCGACAAAUACUCAGCCAUUGCCCGCAGCUACAUCGACCAGUGGCAAUCCCUCGGCAUCAACUACGACGACUACCCCCCGCACUCCAUCCUCACCUACAACGACCAGGCCACCCACGGCCUCCUCUACAACCUCUACAACGACCGUCUUGUAAACACCUCGCUUGUCCCGCAGUUCGUCUACGACAUGCAGUCGACGUUUUACCCCACCAUCAAGGAGAGAUACGGUGUCGCCCUCGAUACGCGGAAUCAGUACUGGACAAAGGGCGAUUGGGAGGUUUUUUGCGCCGCCGUGGCCUCGGACGAAACCAGGGAUUUGUUGAUUGCCGCCUAUGCGAGGUGGGUUGCCGAAACGCCUACGGGGUCCCCGUUUACGGAUCUGUAUAAUGUUAAUGUUGGCACGCAUGUUGAGGGGAUUGAGUUCAAGGCUAGACCGGUGCAAGGGGGUAUGUUUGCGCUUUUGGCGCUGCAGAGUUGA
Periconia digitata is the source of this 2525-nucleotide messenger RNA. Lineage: Eukaryota; Fungi; Ascomycota; Dothideomycetes; Pleosporales; Periconiaceae. The record is from the annotation of a GenBank genome assembly.